UCACUAUUUCAUCAUCUCGUUCCUGUGUGGCGUCGGCGGCGUAUGCAGCGCACCGCUGAAAUCACGCCGAGUGCAAAAGUUCCCUUUGUGAUUGUGUGAAUAUUAUUGUGGUUCGGUGAUUGCUUACUGUCUUCGUGGUGGUUGGUGUGUCUGAUCAGCUGGUGCGAACGGCUACUAGUAGAUGUGGAAGAUGUGGACCCCGUCGUACGAGAUUAUCGUGGAAACCCUAACCGGGUCCGAGUUUGAGGUGACCGUUGGCGAUCGGGACACGGUCGGCUACAUCAAGUCCAAGAUCCAGAAGUAUGAAGGAAUACCGGUCAACCAGCAGCAUUUGCUGUACAACCACAAGGAGCUGAGCGACACCAUGGAGAUGAAGGAUAUCCCGCUCGUCAACGGAUCCCGCCUGAAGCUGGUGCUGGGCAUGAAGGGUGGUCCCAUCUCGUCCAAGCGGGUCGUUACCAUUUCCGACUACGAGAAUUGGUUCGACAUGAGCGAUGUGCUCUCGAGGCAAGAUGCAUCCAACUUCAAGGCACCCGGACUGAAACUGCUGGUAAACAAAAAGAACAUCCACCGGUUGAUCAAGGUUCGCGCUGAAAAGGCUUCCGACAGUAUCAAAGGAUCGGUUUCCAGAACAAUCGGCAGCCAAAGUGGAGACGACAUUGACAGCGAAGAAUUGGAAAGGGAAACUCAAAAGGAACGCGACGAUAAGAUUACGGCUGAGAAGUUGAACCAAAUUAAAACUAAAAUCAUGAUGAAGAAGAAAAAAUUGGCGAACUCAACCCUACCAGCUGCGACUGAUUCGGAAAUGGUCUUCAAAGAGGAGAGAGCGCCUAUCGCACGCCCUACGUAUUCGGCUGGUCCGAUUGGGUCGGCGAUUCCGCAUCAUUCUCGACCGCUAUCGUCACACACGGCCUCCAUUGCCACGGCCACCCGAGAACCGUUCUUGCCACAUAUCAACUUUCACAAUCCUAUCACUCGGCAGACGACCACGACAAUAGAGUUGGAUCGGUACUCGCAGAUCCGUGAAAAUCUGCAGCGUAAUCGUUCCUUCAAGACCAUCAGUGUCAAACACUUUAACGUAUCCGCCCACGAUAUGACGACGGCGCACCACGAUUCGAGCAAACUCGAGCGGUCGCUGUCGUUCCACUCUAACGGUAUCCUGAACCGCAUGGACUCCGAUUCCACCGGUGCAGCCGGAAGUACCCACAGCGCCCACAGUCAAUCCCAGCAAGAAUUUUAUUCCACCUCGAUGCACGACAUUAUCGAAUUGCUCAAGUGCCCCUCCAAACUGCGAACCAUUUCGCACGACGCCCUCAACAAGAUAAUAUCCAAGAAGCCACCCCACCACACCUCGACCAAGCUGUUGGAAAACAGUUCGCUGAAGAAUAUUGACGAAUUCCUACGGGACUACGAUGUGACCAUGUCGAACCGACUGAAAGCGGCCGCUGCUACAACGGCGACAACCGCCGGCGAUUGUUCCAAUCUGCUGGCCGAGAGUAUGUACAAUAAGGACACGGGAUUUGCCUCAGCGGAACUAGCUUUCGAUAAGACUUCCAAUACUGGCACAUUGGACAAAACGUUCCGGACGCUGUACAAAUCGACUUCGGACGACAACAGUUCGUACGAGCUGCCAAAACUCCUCAUCCGCGAGGACUCCCCGGUGGAAUCGUUCCAUAGUUCCUAUCCUCAGUUGGAAACGGUUGCACUGCGUGGUGAAUCGCCGAAAAAUUUCAACUCCAUCACCAAACUGCAGGAUACCGGACCCGGUGGAUCCCUAGCCGAUAAUGCGACAUCGCUUGCUCCGGGUGGGUUAACCAAGGCCAACAGUGAGAAAAGCAAGUUGGCUUCCGGGUCCCUACUGCAGCUGUACGAACAUCCUCCGGCACCGACGGCAGCGGCAACCACCACGGCUGCUAUCGGUAGCGGCGGACUAGGCAGCGGGGGGAUCUCGAACGGUGGAACCUGGGCACCACACUACGGGGGUGUUGGCGGCCAUCAUCAUUCGGAUUUGGGCAUUAACGAACUGGAACUGAAGUUCAUCAACAAUGGACUGAUGGAUAAAGGUGCUAGCAGCAGUAAUUCCGUGUUUAAAUUGCCGGCAGUUUCAAAUCUGGAAAUCAAUCACUGGAAUGCCCUUUCGAAUGAUUCGGUGGAUGGCAAGGAUAAGGAGGAAGAGCAAGCCUCCAACCCGAGAACGUCCAACGGAUUCAUUCAUAGUGAUUUGUCAAUUUCGUCCGAUGAGGACGAUUUGUUCAGCAUUUCGGAUUUGAUCUACAAAAAUCAGGCGAACAAGUCCAAAUCGAUCGACUUGAAUGAGUUCCGGAAGACGUUCGGAAGCAGCCCGACACUCCUAAACAACUUUGGUGGAACGAACACCAAUCUUGCGCCUCAGUUAUCCCGACUGGAUGCCAUUCCUUCACAGUAUCGAAGGGGUUAUACCAAUCUGAACGACGCAGGCCUUUCCUGUUCGACUUCGGAGCUGGAGUGUGUCAAUGCGACGACCAAGAAAAAGACUGGAAGCGGUGAUAACGGGGAACUAUCGCCACUACUCAAACAUAGAAACAAUGAUCAUAUUGCCUAUGUUAGAAGUUAUGAAAAUUUGAACCGCUACAAGGCGUUCUCGACGAAGAACGGGGACGCCAGUGAUAUCCUUCGGUGUCAACAGGGUGCCGGGCAGUUGCUGCCCGGAAUUAGCAAUUUAGAUAGCAUCGCCGACUCCGAUCUGAACAGCAGUAGCGGUUCCGGAUCUAAUCUGAUCGAUGAUAGCUUUACCGAUUUCGAAUAUAGGUUCUCUAGGUUAAGUUGUUCCGGUGGCAAUGGUCAUCACAGCGGAGGUUGUAGUAGUACUAAUGCUAGUAGUAAUACUCAAAACAGUAGCAGUAGUAGUAGUAGUAAUCCUAAUAAUUGCCAGAAUAGUCACCGGAUGCCAUCGUUGAACGACUUGAACCAUCGGAAUCGAUUGCUGCAAGGUCACCCACCUCCAUUCAAUAGCACCUCGUCGCCAUUUAGUAAUAGUAAUAACUCCAACACCGCUGCAAACUACUACUUUCCUUCGGAUGAAAGCCUUUUCAAUAUAGAUUCGUUCUUCGACGAUUUCGUUGAAAUCGAUACCAGUGAUAUAUUCGACAGUGCCGAGUACAUCAAUAUUGGAGGGGGAGCCCGCGGUUCGAACUCUUCCUCCUCUAAAAUGUUACCAAAAACGAACAAUUCCGCCCUUCUGCUUCCGGAUAUCCUGCAACAGGACGAGCUCCUGUUGAAACCCCAUUCCGGUUACGCCGAUGCCGACGACAUCCUGAAUGGCACCAACGGCGGCGGACGCACUUCAUCCAUCCACCAGUUGGACAGCGGUGAACCCAUAAGUCUGAAUGAUCUUCCGCCGCUGGUCCGACUCCCGCCGCCACUGGAUCACCACUCACAGCAAUCGCCCAAUUCCACCAUGCAACAUCACCCGGCCGAACCGCUCAAAUCGAAAAAGCUCCGGUGCGCUCAAUGCAAUCGCAAACUGGGCGUCAUCAUGAUCAUGAAGUGUCAUUGUGAGAAGAUUUUCUGUGCCCAGCAUCGGUACGCCGAAGCGCACAACUGUUCGUACGAUUUCAAGCUCGAGGGCAAGAAAAUCCUCGAACGCGAAAAUCCACUGAUUGUGGCACAAAAAUUGCCCAAAAUCUAGGCCCGCACCUACACGUGUUUAUUGUGUUAUUAGUUUGAAUUGUUUUCUUGAUCCAAAACCGUGACAUGUAGAACGACUUACGGUGCACGUAUAACAAACGUCAGUUGCCGCUACAUGCCAUUUUCAGUUAGUAACACUUAGUUUUUUUUUCUUUUAAGGGGAAAUAUUUGGAAAGUUUGAUAGUAAAUAUGUUUUCAGGUUUCCCUCGUAGAUUUAGGUCAAGUUCGAAGUUCUUGACGUUUAGCAACAAAAGCAAAGGAAUACAUUUAUCUUGUUAUAGUUUAGUAAUCUAGACACAUCAAAUUGCAUUCGAUUAUCUGGGAGUGCAAUGAUUAUAUUAUGUUCAAUUAUGUAGCAGCAGUACAUUUCUUUCCAUUAGAAUAUUGCUUUGGCACGGAAAAUGCAGUAAUGUGCGAUUUGGAAAACUAGGUGUUAGGGAAAUUCAAUGGGAUUGCCUGGUAGGUUCGAUACUGAAAGUUCUGAUUUUAGUAGAAAACUAUGUGACAUUGACAGCACGGGUGCACCUUGCUAGGAAGAAAUGGUUUUGCCUUAUUAUGUAUCAUUAGUGCUACCAAUCGUUUUUUAUUUUGUAAAUUCAUAGAGCAAAUCUUAUCAGAAUAUCUAUUAUCUACUUUCGUAAAAAGUAAUUUCAUAAAACCUUAUAAUUGCAAAAAGACACGGAUAUAGAGGGAAAAAUUAAAAGGUAAAAAAUAUUUAGCUAGAUACUCCAUCUACCUAUUUCGAAUUCUAUAGAUGAUAUAUUCAAUGUUUAAAACAAACCACAAAAGUUCGAAAAAAUCAAAUCGGAAUCACAAACCCGAGUAAAAUGAAGAAAAAAUAUAUAUCAUUCUGCUCAUCGGUCCACGGUACGAAAUAAAACAAACCAAAGCAUGAUUUUCAAAAUCAAACUAACCUGAACGCACGAAGAAAUGUGAACUAGUAGUAUGGCCAGCCGCACACAACAGGCAAAAACGGCAACUCAAAAUACCUACACUACAGUCAAUAAAGCAGAGAUCAUCAUCUAGCGAAAGAGAAGAGCAUAUUUUACCUAUACAUGCAACUAUACGCAUAGUAACUUAUUUUCUUUAUUAUUUUACUGGUGGUUUUUCAAGUAGUUUCCAAUUUAUACUGGAUAGUAAUCAAUAGACGAUUCGCGUUAGCAGUAACAUAAAAUCGCUGUGCGUACAUGUAAUUUGGAUUAUAUCGAUAAUAUUGGUCCCUAAUUGCAUAACACAAUUUACCAUUUAAUCAACUACUAUCGUGAAGUAACUGGGUGGAAAAAUAAAACAAACCAAUAAAAAAAGAAACUACUAGUGUCGCAAAAUGUAAACGUCAGUUCAGAGCUACAAUUCUAGAAAUUUAUUCUUGCAAGCGUAAUAAUUUAUUACUUACCUAAACAAGAAAAAAAAGCUACAAAAAAUAGUGAAAAAAAAACUAUAAACAAUAAAAAUGCAUAAAAAGCUCACAAAGUAAAA
Aedes albopictus (Asian tiger mosquito) is the source of this 5142-nucleotide messenger RNA. RefSeq lists its product as uncharacterized. The record is from RefSeq and is a predicted model, not a curated record. NCBI's taxonomy places the organism in Eukaryota, Metazoa, Arthropoda, Insecta, Diptera, Culicidae. Gene Ontology annotation, molecular function: protein binding; zinc ion binding.